Molecule: messenger RNA, 3344 nt
Organism: Melospiza melodia melodia
Lineage: Eukaryota; Metazoa; Chordata; Aves; Passeriformes; Passerellidae
Product: zinc finger and BTB domain-containing protein 4-like
Biological process (GO): regulation of transcription by RNA polymerase II
Cellular component (GO): nucleus
Molecular function (GO): protein binding; DNA-binding transcription factor activity, RNA polymerase II-specific
Source: RefSeq, a predicted model, not a curated record
CCUCCAUCUUGUGCCGCCGCCGCCGCCGCCGCCGCCGCCGCGACAUCCCCGGCCCCGGGACAGGCCCCGCCUCCGCCCGCUCCUUCCACACCGCCCGCGGCAGGACGGGGCCCCGUGACGUCACUCCCAGCCCAGCCAAUGAGCAUCCAGGAGGCCCGGCCGGCUGUGACCCCCCCCCGAGGACCCCCGGAGCUGCAACACCCAGUCCAUGAGGGCCCCGCGCACAGGUGGCCGGCGCGGGGAUGGCUCCGGUCGUGGAGGUGUCGGACGCCGGGCACUGCCGGGCGCUGCUGCUGGAGCUGAACGAGCAGCGCCUGCGGGGCCAGUUCUGCGACGUCACCAUCAUCGCCGAGGACACCAAGUUCCGCGCCCAUAAGAACGUCCUGGCCGCCUCCAGCCCCUUCUUCAAGCGGGCGCUGGCGCAGGAGCCCGCGUGCCCCUCGCCCGCCCAGGUGCUGGAGCUGCCAGGCGUCCAGGCCGGCGUCUUCUCCGACGUGCUCAACUUCAUCUACAACUCGCGCCUGGCCGUGCCCUCGCCGGCGGCCGCGCGGGCGCUGGGGGCCGUGGGCCGGCGCCUCGGCAUCCCCUCGCUGCAGGGCCUGGAGGCCGGGCCCCCUCCUCCUGCUCCUCCUGCUCCUGCUCCUCCUGCUCCUCCCGCUCCUCCGGCUCCGGCUCCGGCGCCGCGGGACAUGAACGGCACCUGGACGCCACCCGCGCCCUCCGCCGCCGAGCUCAGCCCGGGCGAGGCGGGCGAGGAGGCGGCCACGGAGGCGUCGCCGUCGUCGCCGUCGUCGCUGCGCUGUGGGCUGUGCGGGCGCGGCUUCGGCUCGGCGGCGGCGCUGGGCUUCCACGCCAAGCUGCACCGCGGGCGCCGCGGGCUGUGCUGCCGGCACUGCGGCAAGAGCUUCAUCCACGUCAAGCGCCUGCAGACGCACGAGGUCGGCUGUCGCGACGGCGACAAGGAUGGGGACGGUGGCGCCGCUGGCGCCGUCGGCACCGACAUCCCCAUCACCGGCGGCGCUGUCACCGCCGCCGUCACCGCGAGCAGCACCACCGCAGCGCCGAGGGCGGCCAAGAAGGCGCUGCUGCUGCGGCACCGCGCGCUGGAGCCGGGCGCCGAGCAGGAGCCGCUGGUCAAGGUGGUGGACGGUCAGGUGCUGUACCUGUGCGGGGUGUGCCAGCGCUCCUACAUGACCCUGUCGAGCCUGAAGCGCCACGCCAACGUGCACUCGUGGCGCCGCAAGUACCCGUGCCGCUACUGCGACAAGGUGUUCGCGCUGGCCGAGUACCGCACCAAGCACGAGGUGUGGCACACGGGCGAGCGCCGCUACCAGUGCAUCUUCUGCUGGGACACCUUCGUCACCUACUACAACCUCAAGACGCACCAAAAAGCCUUCCACGGCAUCAGCCCGGGGCUCAUCGCCUCCGAGAAGACGCCCAACGGCGGCUACCGGCCCAAGCUCAACGCGCUCAAGCUCUACCGCCUGCUGCCCAUGCGGGCCAACAAGAGGCCCUACAAGACCUACAGCCAGGGCGCCGUGCCCGACGGGGCCGCGCCGGCGCCCGCGGCGGCACCGGGGGACGCCGGGGUCACGGCGUUCCCGGCGUCGGCGCCGCCGCCGCGGCCGGAGCCCGCCUCGGUCAUCGCCUUCGGCCGCGCGGCGCCGUCGGUCAUCGUGCGGGGCGGCGGCGGCAGCGGGGCCGCCUCGGUCAUCGCCUACAACGGGCGGGCGGGCGAGGAGGCGCCGGGAGCGGCCGAGGCGCCGGCGGCCGCGCCGGUGACGCCGGCGGUGCCCAUCAAGAAGCAGGUGCUGCGGGAGUACAUCGAGGCGCAGCGCGCCAUCGCCGGCGCCACCACGGCCGCCGCCGAGGAGGGGACGACGACGACGACGCCCCAAAACCCCUCCGGGGGCGGGCGCACCAUGACCUACGUGGCCAAGCCGGCGUACGCGGGCUCGGCGGGCGAGGGGCUGUGCCAGAUCACCGUGCGCAUCGGCGAGGAGGCCAUCGUGAAGCGCCGCAUCUCCGGCACCGACCUGCGCGGGGACGGCGCCGGGGAGCGCCGCGGGGACGGCGACAACGACAGCGACGCCGAGGACCGGCUCUGGCGGCCCUACUACUCCUACAAGCCCAAGAGGAAGGCGGGUGGCAAUGCCGCCAACGCCAGCACCGGGAGCGUCGCCGGGGUCGCCAAGAAGGCGCGGUGGCGGCGCAAGCUGCGCUCGCUGCGGCGGGCGCCGGGGGACGGCGGUGACGGUGACAAUGACAAUGACAACGGCAGUGACAAUGGCGACGGCGACGCCGCGCGGCGCCGGGAGCGGCGCCACCCGUGCCGGGUGUGCGGGAAGAGCUUCCCGGCGCUGCGGAAGCUGCGGAAGCACCAGCGGGGACACGAGGGCGGCGCCGCGGCGACGCCGGUGGGGACGUCGUCAUCGUCGUCGGUGGGGACGUCGUCGUCGUCGUCGGGGCGCGUGGGGCGGCGGCCGUCGCUGCGCUUCACCUGCCCCACCUGCGCCAAGGUGUGCAAGACGGCGGCCGCGCUCAGCCGCCACGCCCAGCGGCACCGGCGGCGCUCGGCGGGGUCACCACCGGGGUCACCAGAGGGGUCACCGGGGUCACCACAAGGGUCACUGCAAGGGUCAGCACCAGGGUCACCACCGGGGUCACCACCAGGGUCACUGGAGGGGUCAGCGGGGUCACCACAAGGGUCAUCGCAAGGGUCACUGCCGGGGUCACCGAGGUCACCGUCAAGGUCACCGAGGUCACCACCGGGGUCACCGCCGGGGUCACCGGCGCCUCCCACGGUCAUUGCCUACACGCCCCCAGCCGCAGACAAAGGGGGGCUCCCGGUGUCCCCCGCGGUGCCGCCACCCCCAGGUGACGCUGGCGGUAGCGAUGACAUCGCCUGUGACGUCACAGGCUCCGCCCCCGCGGGGGCGUUCCCGGUGCAGGAGCAGCCGCUGGCGCUGCUCUGCCGGGCCGCGGCUGGGGGCGACCCCGAGCUCGGGGCUGGGGGCGGGGCUGGGGGGGCGGGGACAGCGCCCCGCGCCCCUCCCCCCCCGGCCCCGCCCCCUCCCGCUCCCGGCGCGUUCCCGCUGCCGUUCGGGCCCCGCCUCGUGCCGCGUUCCCGUUCCCGUUCCCGCUCCCGCUCGCGCUCGUCCUGCCCGAGCCCGAGCGCGGCUUCCUGGGGGGGGCUGGGGCGGGGGGAGGGGCGGGGGGGGGCGCCCCUCCCCCCACCGCCCAGCACCGCCCCCCCACACCCCCCCGCCCCCGCCCCCCCCAGCUUUGGGUUCCCCGGGGGGGGGGGAGGGGAGAGGCCCCGGAAAGCGGGGGGGGGCACCUGA